AUGACGGACAGCCUGGGCUUUGGGCUGGCCAAGUCCAUGGUGGACGGCGCGCUGACCAACGUCAAGUCGGCGAUCCAGGAGGAGGCCAAGCUGCGGCGGAGCGCCAAGCGUGACCUGGUGCUCAUCACCGACGAGUUCGAGAUGAUGCGCUCCUUCUUCGUGGACGCCACUGCAGAGCGCGUGGACAGCCAGGUGGCCAUGACCUGGGUGAGGCAGGUGCGGGACCUGGCCUAUGACGUGGAGGACUGUAUCGGCUUCGUUGUCCACCUCGACCAGGGGACGAGGUGGUGGUGGCGCAUGGUGCCCUCGUGCAUGGCGCCCGCCAUUCCCCUCAACGAGGCGGUCGAGGAGAUCGACCAGCUCAAGGCCAGGAUGGAGUGCGUGUGCAUCAGGAAUACGCGCUACAAUCUCAACGGCGGCAACGUCGGAUCCAAUCCUCCCGCCGUCACCGCGUCCAGCUCCAGCAUGCUCGCCCUGGCGAGGGACGCCGCCAGGAGGCAGCAAGGCCCGGGGGACCUCACGCAGCUCAUCACCAACAAAGGCAACGCCGACCCUCAGCUCCUGCAGGUGAUCUCCGUGUGGGGGACCGGCGGCGAUCUCGGGACCACCUCCAUCAUCCGCAAGGCGUACAACGACCCAGAAAUCUGCCAGAACUUCGCCUGCCGCGCCUGGGUCAAGCUCACGCAUCCCUUCAACCCCGACGACUUCUUGCGCCACUUCAUGGCUCAGGUCUACGCCGCGGACGCCUGCCGCUCCGGCGAGCUACAAGGAGCAGACGUGGGCGCACAUGUGCUCACCAAAAUGAAGGGCAAGCACGAGGAGGAUCUCCUCAGGGAGUUCGUGCACCAGGUCAACACCAAGACGUACCUCGUCGUCUUGGACAACCUCACCGACAUGCUGGAUUGGGAUGCUGUGAGGACCUUCCUUCCGGACAUGGGGAAUGGCAGCUGGAUCAUCGUGUCCACGCAUCAUUUUGAGAUCGCAAGCUUGUGCAUCGGACACUCGUACCAACCGAUGGAGCUCAAGCACUUCUCAUCUAAUCACUCGGUUUGCGCCUUCUUCAAAGAGGUUCUCAACACUACGGAGAUAUACACUUGGAAUCAGUUGCGUCUCAAGUGA
Triticum turgidum subsp. durum (durum wheat) is the source of this 1119-nucleotide messenger RNA. The record is from the annotation of a GenBank genome assembly. Lineage: Eukaryota; Viridiplantae; Streptophyta; Magnoliopsida; Poales; Poaceae.